This is a messenger RNA of Asparagus officinalis (garden asparagus), 1307 nucleotides long. Its product is annotated as 4-hydroxy-tetrahydrodipicolinate reductase 1, chloroplastic-like. The record is from RefSeq and is a predicted model, not a curated record. NCBI's taxonomy places the organism in Eukaryota, Viridiplantae, Streptophyta, Magnoliopsida, Asparagales, Asparagaceae. The transcript is spliced from 8 exons. Gene Ontology annotation, cellular component: chloroplast stroma. Bases 87 to 1088 code for a protein of 333 amino acids. Gene Ontology annotation, molecular function: NADPH binding; 4-hydroxy-tetrahydrodipicolinate reductase activity.
AACUUCAUUUAAACUCGACGUUCAUCCCCAUUUGUGUUCGCUAAAAAAACUCUCUUAAACCCUUAGCUCAUUCUCGCUCUGAAAAAAUGGCUUCUUCUUCAUUAUCCUUGCACACAACCUUCAUCCCCCAAUCGAAUCUAAGAUCGGCCCCGUUCUCGUCCUUCACCAAAAGCCGCUCGAGACCCCGUUCCAUCGUGAGAAUCUGCGCUACGAUGAAUCUCGAUAGAUCUAAAUCUUCAUCUGUAGCUGCCUCCAACCUCUCUUUUCCUAUCAUGGUGAAUGGGUGUGCGGGAAAAAUGGGGAAAGCAGUUGCUGAAGCAGCCGUGUCUGCUGGCCUGAAUCUUAUUCCGGUAACAUUCAGCAAUUUAGAGUCUAAUAACCCUUUACACGUCGGCAGUAAAGAAAUUCAGAUACAUGGUCUUUCUGAAAGAGAAGGUGUCCUUUCUUCCAUUUUUGAUGAACAUCCAAAUCUUGUAGUGGUUGACUACACGGCACCUGAUGCUGUGAACGACAAUGCUGAACUCUAUUGCAAGAUUGGUGUUCCGUUCGUGAUGGGGACAACUGGUGGGGAUAGGCAGAUGUUGUAUAAGACAGUUCAAGAUGCAAAUGUUUAUGCAGUAAUCUCUCCACAGAUGGGAAAACAGGUUGUUGCAUUUCUUGCAGCCAUGGAAAUAAUGGCCGAACAAUUUCCAGGAGCCUUCUCAGGUUAUUCACUGCAGGUGAUGGAGUCGCAUCAAGCAAGCAAAUUAGACACAUCUGGUACUGCUAAGGCUGUUAUUUCAUGCUUUCAGAAGCUGGGAGUCUCUUUUGAUAUGAGCCAGAUAAAACUAAUAAGAGACCCCAAGCAGCAGCUGGAAAUGGUGGGUGUUCCUGAAGAGCACCUCUCUGGCCAUGCAUUUCACAUGUACCACCUUGAAUCACCUGAUGAAACAGUGUCCUUCGAGUUCCAGCACAAUGUAUGCGGCCGUUCUAUAUAUGCUGAGGGAACUAUUGAUGCUGCCAUAUUUCUGUCGAAAAAGGUGCAGUCCAAGGCUGAUAAGAAAAUAUACGACAUGAUUGAUGUAUUGAGAGAAGGCAACAUGCGAUAAGUUCUACUUUUGACAUUUGCUUUCUACUAUUUAUGUUGUGAGCCAAAAUUUUGGGCGGUUAGUAUAAAAUAUUUAUUUCAUCCAUAGGUUUAGUUUGAGUAUUCUAUUCCUAUCAUCAUGUUGUAUUAGUGUAGUACGUAAAAUUGUGUUCUCGCAUUUCUUAUCUUUGCUGAUUAGGAUCAAGUUUUCUGAGGAUUGAAUUGGAAACUAUUUCAGUAA